CAAGUGGAGACUGAAAGGUUUGUGCCCGAUUUGCCUAGAAAUUGGAGGAAAUAAAACACGUGCUUUGAUCAAAGGUACCCUCAUCAGGUUUGGUGUAAGUUGCACCAUCAGCAUCAGGAUUCAGGAGUGCACUUGUUCAUCAUAAGUCGAUUCAGCUCUGAUCUCCUCUUCGACCUGAUUGAUAAUGGCCAUUGCUCCAUGCUUAGUUAUCCCCUGACGCGGUUCCUGCUCUGAGCCUCUGAUCAAUCACGUAGGAAGGAGUACCUCGUCACUGUCAGCAUUCCACUCCAUUCACUUGCUCUGCUUUCUUCCAAUCCUUGGAUCGAUCUCUGCAGCCUCUCGUCUUCUUCCUCCCUCCUUUUCUCACCAAGGCAAGGGAAGUCAGUGUAGAAGACUCUGCAGAGCAGGAGCAGAGGACGCAGCAGCGCUCAGGUGGCGGAGCAGUGGAGCAGAGGCAGCGGCAGAAGCGUCGCAUGCGGACAGGCAAGGCAAGGCAAGAGACCGGAUACCAUUCCCCCUCCCCCACCGCCAUUCCAUUCUUGGCAACCCGUACCACCACUCCCCACCCACCGAGCCCGGCCGGGCAAGCAACCGGCCGACCUCGCCGGCGUGCGCGCGGGGGAGAAGUACUAAUCUAACCGUGCGCGAGGGCGCUCCAUGGCCGCCGUGCCGCCAUGCCCCGCGCCCCACGCAACGUGCCCCGCACGCCGCCCGCCUGCUCUAAUGCCCGCCCCCCGCGCUGCCGCCACACCUUCCUCCUCCGCUCGCGUCUCCCGCCGCCGUUGCUCGCGCCAAGCUCCUCGCCACGCCACCACCGGGAGACGGCGGUGAUGUCGUCGCCGCGGUGGAAGUCCGGCGACGGGCGCCGCCGGCUGCUCCUGCUCCUCUGCUGCUGCCUCCUCGCCUUCCCCUGCUGCCACGCUCAAGCCACCACCACCAACAUCUCCCACCGCUCCGACCAUGACAGCCGCUCGUUCGUGGGCACGUACGGGAUCAACUACGGGCGCAUCGCAGACAACCUGCCGGCGCCGGAGGACGUGGUGCGGCUGCUGAAGCUGGCCCGGAUCCGCAACGUGAAGAUCUACGACGCCGACCACAAGGUGCUCGACGCAUUCCGUGGCAGCGGGCUCAACCUGGUGGUGGCCAUCCCCAACGAGUUCCUCAAGGACAUGGCCGCCAACCCGAGCAAGGCCAUGGACUGGCUGAACGAGAACGUGCAGCCGUACCACCCGUCCACGCGGAUCGUCGGCAUCACCGUCGGCAACGAGGUCCUCGGCGGCGGCGACACCGGGCUCGCCGAGGCGCUCGUCGGCGCCGUCGCCAACGUCCACGACGCGCUCAAGAUGCUCCGCCUCGACCGCGACAUCGAGCUCACCACGCCGCACUCCGAGGCCGUCUUCUCCAACUCCUACCCGCCGUCGGCCUGCGUCUUCCGCGAGGACCUCAUGGUGUACCUCCGCCCGCUGCUCGACUUUUUCUCCAGGACCGGCGCGCCCUUCUACGUCAACGCCUACCCGUUCCUCGCCUACAUGAGCGACCCCUCCCACAUCGACAUCAACUACGCGCUCUUCAAGCCCAACUCCGGCAUCGUCGACCCCAAGACCAACCUCCACUACGACAACAUGUUCGAGGCCCAGCUCGACGCCGCCUACUUCGCGCUCGAGGCCGCCGGGUACCCGGGCAUGGAGGUGCGCGUGGCGGAGACCGGCUGGGCGUCCGCCGGCGACGCCACCGAGGCCGGAGCCAGCAUGGUGAACGCCGUCACCUACAACCGCAACCUCAGGAAGCGGCUGUUCCUGCGCAAGGGGACGCCCUACAGGCCCGACCGGGUCGCCAAGGCCUACAUCUUCGCGCUCUUCAACGAGGACCUCAAGCCCGGGCCCACCACCGAGAGGCACUACGGCCUCUUCAAGCCCGACGGCAGCGUCUCCAUUAACAUCGGCCUCAAGGGGCUCGUGCCCUCCUCCGCGCCACCGUCGCCGUUGUUCUUCAAGAGAGUUCGGGCAUGGGGGUGGAUUGUACAGUACUCGGCCGCGCUUCUUCCAUGUACAUUGAUUUUUCUAGCAUUAGCAACAUGACCGCAGAUUGAUUAGCACGCAUGGCUGCAAAACUGUAUAGUGUGUUAGGGCCAUGCUUCUUGAACUGGAUGCUCGUGGCGCUCAUCAAGAGCUAGCCGCUGCUGCUCCAGGCUUGAGGCUGGAAAAGUGCAUGCAGUUUAUUAACACUGAUUCUUUCGACGGGAGCUUCAUAGAAAACUCAAUGGAUGAUUAGGAUCACAUGUCAGGAUUUUAGUUCUCCUUGCAAUGAGUACCAGAUGCAUUUCUCAUUUCUGUAUAAAGUAAUCAAGCCUCACGGUUCAUAGUUCAGCAUGAUGUUUUUAAAUAUUGAAACUUCGAGUUUACCUC
Molecule: messenger RNA, 2405 nt
Organism: Setaria italica (foxtail millet)
Lineage: Eukaryota; Viridiplantae; Streptophyta; Magnoliopsida; Poales; Poaceae
Product: glucan endo-1,3-beta-glucosidase 14
Exons: 3
Coding region: 675-2078 (467 amino acids)
Biological process (GO): carbohydrate metabolic process
Cellular component (GO): plasma membrane
Molecular function (GO): hydrolase activity, hydrolyzing O-glycosyl compounds
Source: RefSeq, a predicted model, not a curated record